AUGCGCCGCUAUUCUGCGGCUGCCGUCAACGCGAACCCCCUGCCUCUUGAGGGCUAUCGAGUGUUGGACAUGACGCGAGUGUUGGCUGGUCCAUAUUGCACUCAAAUCCUAGGAGACCUGGGCGCCGAGGUCAUCAAGAUUGAGCAUCCAACACGAGGAGACGACACCAGAGCAUGGGGCCCUCCAUAUGCCAAAUACAAGCCGGGCUCUGGCCGAGAAGGUCCUGGUGAAUCGGCCUAUUUUCUCGGGGUCAACCGUAACAAGAGAUCUCUGGGGCUGUCAUUUCAACAUCCUCAAGGCGUCGACAUCCUUCACAAGCUGGCGGCGAAAUGUGACAUUCUGGUUGAAAACUACCUCCCGGGCACGCUGUCCAAGUAUCAGAUGGACUAUGAGAGCCUUCGAAAGAUUAAUCCCGGACUCAUCUACGCCUCCAUCACGGGCUAUGGCCAAACCGGGCCUUACUCAAACCGUGCCGGCUACGACGUCAUGGUCGAGGCCGAGUUCGGCCUCAUGCACAUUACGGGCUCGCGAGAUGGCCCGCCGGUCAAGGUGGGCGUGGCUGUCACUGACUUGACCACGGGUCUUUACACCAGCAACAGCAUCAUGGCGGCGCUCUUAUCAAGGGCCAAGACUGGAAAGGGCCAGCACAUCGACGUGGCUCUGAGCGACUGUCAAACAGCCACCCUGGCCAACAUUGCGAGCAGCGCUCUGAUUAGCGGCAAGAAGGACAGUGGCAGAUGGGGGACUGCUCAUCGUAAGUCGGCCCAAUCGCUCAAACCAACGUCCAUUGUCCCGUAUAGGGCAUUCAAGACAAAGGACGGAGAUAUUCUCAUUGGAGGUGGCAACGACCGGCUCUUCGGCAUCCUCUGCGACGGCAUCGGCAAAUCACACUGGAAGGACGACGUCAGGUACAGAACAAAUGCCGACAGAGUCGCUCAUCGAGACGAACUCGAGGCAGAGAUAGAAGCCAUCACAAAGCAAAGGACAACGCAGGAGUGGCUAGACGUGUUUGAGGGCUCCGGAAUGCCUUACGCCGCCAUCAACGACAUCCAGGGGACGCUCAACCACAGCCACACCAAGGCCCGGGAGAUGGUCGUCGAGAUUGAUCACGAAUAUUGCGGGCCGAUCAAGAUGGUCAACACGCCAGUCAAGUGGUCGGAAACCCAGCCCAAGGUCAGGACUCCUCCUCCGGUGCUGGGCCAGCAUACGGAUGAGAUUCUCAGCGAGCAUCUUGGGAUGAGCGAGGAGGAUAUUGCGGCACUGAAGGACCAGGGAGUGGUACGAUAG
Trichoderma reesei QM6a is the source of this 1287-nucleotide messenger RNA. RefSeq lists its product as uncharacterized. The record is from RefSeq and is a predicted model, not a curated record. The transcript is spliced from 5 exons. Lineage: Eukaryota; Fungi; Ascomycota; Sordariomycetes; Hypocreales; Hypocreaceae. The coding region runs from base 1 to 1287 and encodes 428 amino acids. Gene Ontology annotation, molecular function: catalytic activity.